GAGGAAGCUUCAUUUCCGCCAUCAUCCCUUCGUCACAGAGCUACAGUGCUAACUUGCUAACCCACUUCCCUCACUGCACAGUCUUUUUAUUCGACUAACGCAAUGGAGGUGACUAUGGACCCUUUGUUUCUGGCAUGGAGCUACUUCAGGAGGCGGAAGUUCCAGCAGUGCUCCGAUAUUUGUUCAAAAAUCCUAGCGGACAGCCCGUACGACCAGGACACUGACUCCUCCUUGCUUAUCUCAGAGGCUGCAUGGAGUUUGAAAACCCGUGCUCUGACAGAGAUGGUGUACAUAGAUGAGGUUGAGGUGGACCAGGAGGGGAUUGCUGAGAUGAUGCUGGAUGAGAGCUCUAUUGCCCAGGUUGCACGUCCUGGGACAUCACUGAGACUCCCUGGGACAAGUCAGGGCGGUGGUCCCACACCGGCUGUCAGGCCUAUGACCCAGUCAGGGCGUCCCAUAACAGGAUUCGUGAGACCCAGCACACAGUCGGGGAGACCUGGGACGAUGGAGCAAGCCAUCAAGACCCCCCGCACUGCCAGCACUGCCCGUCCUGUCACCAGUGCUUCUGGGAGAUUUGUUCGUCUGGGAACAGCCUCCAUGUUAACCAAUCCAGACGGACCAUUUAUAAAUUUAUCAAGACUAAAUUUGGCCAAAUAUUCUCAAAAGCCCAAUUUAUCCAAGACAUUGUUUGAGUACAUCUUCCAUCACGAAAAUGAUGUGAAAAAUGCUUUAGAUUUGGCUGCUCAAGCCACUGAGCAUGCUCAGUUCAAAGACUGGUGGUGGAAAGUCCAGCUGGGAAAAUGCUACUACAGACUUGGUUUAUAUCGAGAAGCGGAAAAGCAGUUUCGAUCAGCUCUCAAUCACCAAGAGGUGGUGGACACAUAUCUCUACCUUGCUAAGGUGUAUCAGCGCAUGGAUCAACCAAUAACGGCACUGAACCUCUUCAAACAAGGCCUCGACCACUUUCCAGGAGAGGUCACUCUUCUAACAGGAAUUGCGCGUAUACAUGAGGAGAUGAACAACAUCACCUCGGCCACAGAGUACUACAAAGAUGUCCUGAAGCAGGACAACACUCAUGUGGAGGCUAUUGCCUGUAUAGGCAGCAAUCACUUUUAUACUGACCAGCCUGAGAUUGCCCUGCGCUUCUAUAGACGGCUGCUCCAGAUGGGGGUGUAUAACUGCCAGCUGUACAACAACCUGGGUCUGUGCUGCUUCUACGCCCAGCAGUACGACAUGACUCUGUCCUCAUUUGAGAGGGCUCUGGUCCUGGCGGCCAGUGAUGAAGAGCAGGCUGAUGUCUGGUACAACAUAGGACAUGUGGCUGUGGGCAUAGGGGACUUGACCCUGGCAUAUCAGUGUUUUAAACUGGCUUUGGCUUUUCAUAAUGACCAUGCUGAGGCCUACAACAACCUGGCCGUGCUUGAGCUGCGCAAAGGUCGUGUUGAACAGUCUAAAGCCUUUUUGCAGACUGCUGCAUCACUGGCCCCUCACAUGUAUGAGCCACACUUCAACCUCUCCACUCUCUCUGAAAAGAUUGGAGAUCUUCAGAGCAGCUACACCGCUGCCCAGAAGUCCGAGGAUGCCUUUCCAGAGCAUGUCGACACCCAGCAGCUUCUCAAACAGCUUCAGCAGCACUUUGCAUCACUGUGAACCUCCAGCCUGUAUGCUUCGGGAGCAAGGUGUGAUGUGACUGAUGUAGCCGUCAGAGAUAUCAGUGCAGCAGUGGCAGGAACAUGACGAUACGAUUGUGAAAUUUCUGAAAGAUUGGUACAGUACUCAGACACAGAGAAUUGCUAAAUAGAAAUUUAUCAACUGUAAUUUCUCAUGUUGAAGACAUAUAGAAAUCCAGACAGUCAGACAGCUUAGUACAAAAAACAUUGCCAUUUUUUUUUGUUGCAAAUAAGAAGUUUGACUUUCUGCUUGCAAUGAUGUUUGGGUAAUGAUGUUAGUUUUCGCUUUUACUUAUUUUUUAAAUGACAUGUAUACAAGUGUGUAUAAUAGUAAUAUGUACAUAGUCAAAUAUUGAUAUGGAAAAUAAUUUAUUAUAGUGAAUUGACUGGCAUCUUUUUAUAGUUCUUUCAAUAUGUCAGAUGUAUUUUUUGGUAUUCCAAUAUUUAUUACCAUUUUGUAGUCUCGACUAAUAUUGACAUGACAAUAAAAACAGUAACAAUUCUUAAUGUGUCA
Messenger RNA from Myripristis murdjan (pinecone soldierfish), 2184 nucleotides. It is a transcript of the gene ttc8, whose product is annotated as tetratricopeptide repeat domain 8. Gene Ontology annotation, molecular function: protein binding. Gene Ontology annotation, cellular component: non-motile cilium; ciliary basal body; BBSome. Bases 103 to 1650 code for a protein of 515 amino acids. The transcript has 15 exons. The record is from RefSeq and is a predicted model, not a curated record. NCBI's taxonomy places the organism in Eukaryota, Metazoa, Chordata, Actinopteri, Holocentriformes, Holocentridae. Gene Ontology annotation, biological process: non-motile cilium assembly.